Messenger RNA from Ostreococcus lucimarinus CCE9901, 675 nucleotides. RefSeq lists its product with no specific name. Lineage: Eukaryota; Viridiplantae; Chlorophyta; Mamiellophyceae; Mamiellales; Bathycoccaceae. The record is from RefSeq and is a predicted model, not a curated record. Bases 1 to 675 code for a protein of 224 amino acids. The transcript has a single exon.
AUGGAGACGUUCGCGCACGAGGGGGCGACGACGGCGAAUUUAGGGGCGUGGCUCGCGCGGCGAGGGGUCGCCGUGGAAAAGUUUGAUCGCGCGAGAGGGACGAAGAAUUUAGAGGAUUUGCUCAUCGAGCUGAAGAGCGGCGAGAGCGUGCUCGUGAGCGAGCGCGAGCGCGCGUCGGGGGAGAACGGAGGCGAAAUGAAUGAAGACGCGCGGGAGACGUGCGUGCGAUACGUCGACGUGCUGACGCUGCGCGUGCGAAGGCCGGGAUCGAACGCGGAGGAUGGGAUGUGCUUGAUCGAAAAGGAACAGAUUUUUGGUAAGAAUGAGUUGAAGCGAAGACGAAAUCGACCGCUGAGCGAAAAGAUGAACUUUGGCGAGCACUGGCGCGAUUGCGUCGAGCGCGCGGUGAGGGAAGAGUUGGGAAGCGCGCUCGGCGACGAUUACGUCGUGGAGACGCUCGAGGACACGUACAAACUGUGCGUGAGCGAAGAGAUGAGCGCCUCGUACCCUGGAUUGCGCAGUCGAUUCGCGUUACACCGCGUCGACGCCAUCGUGCACGGAUUACCGGACGAAGACGAGUUCCAAAGCGAGGAAACCACGCACCGCGGCGUCUUGCGCGCGACGUGGCGCUUUGAAAAGUUUCGCUGGCCCGAAACCGACCCCGGUCCCGCGUGA